Schistosoma curassoni is the source of this 3693-nucleotide messenger RNA. The record is from the annotation of a GenBank genome assembly. NCBI's taxonomy places the organism in Eukaryota, Metazoa, Platyhelminthes, Trematoda, Strigeidida, Schistosomatidae.
GAUCAAUCUUCUCAACAGCUAAGAGAUAACAUUACACAGCUUAUGGAUGUUUUAAAACCAUGGACAGAUGAAUUGUUUACUCCAGAGAACAUGAUGAGCAGUAUAGAUCAUCAAAUGCAAUUCAUACCAGUGCGUGUUUCAAAACCACCAAAGAAUAUUACUAUGCCUGUUUACUCAGAUCUUAAUACCAAUUUUUACCUCAUCGGGUUACCUGCAUUACACCAAUUAUUAGUUUCGAAAGACUUCUUUAACUAUCUUUGUCGUUUGGUUAUUUCACAUUUACCUCAAACAAUGUUCAGUUUGUCUCAAUGGCAACGACUUACCAUGCCAUCUCAAAGCAAUAUUGAAAAGACUUUAACUGGUACUAAUUUAACUAAUCUGCAAUCUUCAACAUUGAUGAAAACUGCAACAACACUUAAUAACAUACAGGAGGCGGUUACUUCAACGAUAACAACUACAGAAACAACUGGCACAAGUCAAUCUGUUAAUUUUCCAAAUAAUGCUAUAUCUAAUACUUCGUCAGCAUCGCACAUUCCAUGCAUUUGUACACCUUCCCUUUUGAGUACAGUUAUUCACUUGCUUAUUAAUUUGAUGCAGCAUUUACCCAAAUUUAUUUUAAGUCAACUGAAACUAAAUCGUAUCAAUCCAUUAUUGAUGAAUAUAAUUGAUCCAAAUUUGUUACAAUGUGCUAUUCAACAAAGUACUAUUUCUUAUUCUAUUAUUAAUAACAAAAAUAUAAACUGCGAUCUAGCUAGAUCGUUCAUUUCAAAAAGCUCAUGCAACCAAUUAAUUCAAUGUUAUGCCAGUUGUAUACAUAUUUUACGUUGCCAAGCAGCAAUGAAUGAAGAAUGUCGUAUGAAUCUCAUUUCUGACUCUCUUUUUUUAACACGAAUAAUUAUAAUUUUAACUAUUCCAAUAAGCUACAUUGAUCUUAUGGCUCCUUUGUGGCAAGAAAUUUUUUCACUUUUAACCUGUUUGUUAAUUUAUUCGAACAAUGAAGAAACAAAAGGCUUAAAUUUACGCUUAAUUUUAAAACCUUUAGCUAAUGUGCUACCUAACUUCAUGGAUAUUAUUCUCACAUUUAUUGAUAGAGCUGAAUUAGAAAUAUCUAAAGAAUGUAAAUAUCGUCAUUCUAUAAAAUUCUGUGCUCACGCUCGUAUAGCAUUACAAUUGCUGGUGGUUAUUAUGUCACAUCAACGUCCUGUUCCUUUGAAUCCUGUACUUAAUCGUCUAGAGAAAGAAUACACGCUGGAUACGAUUAAAUCAAAACAUCCAAGUUCUGAUAAAUCACUGAAUGAUAUUAUUUAUCUCACUAGACGUUUAGUUCAGUUAUCGAAUUCCAGUCAUUGUUUUUCACAGGAUGGAACAUCACCUAGAUUAUCAAGUCAUAACUCAAUAACAGUUAUAAUUAACUAUAGAAAAGCUAUUGAUAAUGCCUUACGUACUCUAAUUGGAAUCUGUCAUGCAAUCAAAAUAACUGCUCUUGAAGAUGGCUUUCUAGAAGAGUCGAUUGCUAAAUUGCAACUUCUUCGAGCAAAAAUGGAACUAUGUUGUACUAAUAUUCAUGUAAAUUCAGAAUCUGACAGAUCAGCUUCUUGUGAUUCGAAACAAUCUUUAUCAAGUAGAGUAUCUAUAGAUCAAAAAGCUGAGCGUCGACAUCAAACAGUAACUACAUGGCUAAAACUUUCGGAUGAAAUGAUCGCAAAUUUAGAAAUAUUACAUAAUCUUGUUUACAUGUGUCCGGAGGCUAGAAUGCGUGCUAUAGAAUCAGGAAUUAUUCAAGUGAUUAUAUGUAUUUGGCCUUUGGCUUUGCAAGAUUUACGAAUCCUACGUACAAUACUUGGUCUACUUACUAAUUUAACAGCUGAUUGUCCACGAGCUUCUUCAGUUUUGGUUAAUCCUCCAAGUACAAUUAAAGUUAAUCCAUACAUAAUUUCUCAAUCGAAUCAGACUGCAGGCUCAAGUAACAUUCAAGGGGACAUAUCUAAAACAGACGAAGCUUCCAUUAUACUAUUCAAUGCAUCGAAUUCCUUGACAAUAAAUAGUUCUUUUAUUCAAUCACUAUGUAAUUUAAUUCCAACUUACAAUCAAUUCAUAUUAACCGAAUCAAAUAAAAAAUGUAAUACAAACACAUCAGGAAACAUUAGCAAAACAUAUCAAUUUAAUUGUUGUACCAAUAUUAUGGGUAAUAAACAAAGUACAAGUACACAUCAAGAAGAUAUAUAUAAGUUAAUCUUUCAAUUAUUAGCUAAUAUGGUAUGGGCACCAGAGACAAGAUCCUUUUUAUUAAAAUCUAAAAUCCUUAAUCACAUAUCAGAAUUGAACCCACGUACACUGAUCAAAAGUCGUCGUGGACAUUUUAUACUCACCCUUUGGCUACAAUUGAUCCUUAAUAUAUCAUUCACUAAAGAUGGACAACAUAUACUAUUUAAUCAACCGAAUUUACCCACAAUUUUGAUCAAUUGUAUAAAUCAUUGUAAACCUGAUAAUCGUGAGACAGCUUUAGUAAUCUUGCGGAAUUUAUGCACAGACAGUAUUUUGAAAUCGAAAUUAUUAACUGCAAACUUGAACGUUAUCAAUUGUUUUCGUGAUAUAUUAUUGGAUUCUCAUUUGGACACGAAUUCAUUGUAUUCUAUUAGAGUUGUACUUAGUGCUAUUGAAGCUGCGAUUCAUAACAGUAAAAAAGUGAGUUCCAUUUCAUUGUUUUAGUUCUCACUUUAAUACGCUACAUUGACAAUUAAGUUCAAACUGUGUACAAGUUUCAGAAACUCAGGCGGUCGUAACUCUCCUCUCUCAUCGAUCCAUUUUCGAAAUGCUAAUAGUUUUUUCAUCGCUUUCUGUCUGGUGUGUGUAUAUUACCUACUAAAAAUCCGAACUCUAAUUUCCAUACAGUAGUUGCCAAUUAUUUACAUUAUUACCUAUACAAAUUAAGAAUUCAUUCGUUUUAGAAAAAUAUUGAACGUUUCAUUAUUUACUUUUCUAAAUAUUGGAAUGUGAUACACUCAAAGCAUCUUUAGUAAAUUUACUAGACUUGUUAUGAAGUCUGUCAAACUAUUAUUUAUACUUAUAUUGCAUUAACGAACUUUUACUAGUGUACUUGUAUAGUGGUGACUCAGCAAUUAAGGUGUCCACCUCCCAACCAUCAGGUUACAAGCCUGAACCCAGCCACCUCCUGCUACGUAAUUCGAAUAAGGUAAGUUUUUUCUGACGUGUUUUUACUAGAGUAUAAACCAUUUCACCGCUGAUCAAAACUAACUUCAAACAACUAGUAGUAUUGACUAACUUACCAAAAAUAGACAGCUCAUAAAGGUGCCAAAUGGACAUCAGCUGGACUUGAAAGUUAAACACAUCAUAAACUAAGACAAAUGUUUGUUUAUUGAUUCACCGUACUACACUUUCACAUCGGCGAUAUGAAAAUAAACCCACAAGACUAAAAAGAAGGAAAUGAAAAUGAUAGCUACAGAUAGUCAUUGCAACUGGGAAUAACUUGUAGUGUUUGGUACCGGAAAUCACUGCGAUCUCCACCACCAACAGUAGAAUACGAAAACUGAUUGCAGACGAAGAUCUGUUUCACUCUACAAAAUGUAUGUCAAAUAAAUCCUCGUCUAAAAUCUCUAUGUUCUUAUUUGGGUCAUGCGAUUCACAGGUUCAAAUAAUCAGUCCCAAUUAUCCACUGUUACAGCAACUGUUAAC